AUGGCCCUCUGCGUCCGCUCGCUGGUCGCUGUGCUGGCAGCCGCAACUGCCGUGGCCGCAGCGGCCGCGGACGAUGCUGCUCCCCAGCCCGAGGGCUUCGACUUCGACGCCGACAUGCCUGCCGACGACGAGACGCGCGCUCUCGUGCCCGUCGUAGUCACUUCUCUCGACUUCGCACCUCCGACUUCUUCUGCAAUCAAAGUCGUCAACGCAACCGAAGAUACACUCGACCUGCUGCUUCUCAACCGCUUCCCGCAGCUCCAAAACCUCAACAUGUCUAAGACUCGAAUGACCACGAUUCGCGGUUCCGGUCGCACUUCUGCUAUAUGCCUGCGCUCCAUGGACCUGUCACACAACACACUGCGCUCCUUCUUCCUGGAUCUACCGGCGCUCAGGUUCCUCAACCUCUCCAGCAAUGGCAUUCGCGUCAUUUCGCCUACUUCGUUCCUGCUGCCCGAGGUGAUCGAUAUCGACUUGAGCUACAACCAGAUCGCAGUGUUGGAUCAGCACACGUUCAAGGACUCCCCCAAGCUGCAGGUGCUGCGCCUGGCAGGCAACCAGCUCAGCCGCUACGACAACCUGUUGCUGCCACUGGUGAUGCGCAUGCUCGACCUGUCCUACAACAAGAUCGUCACCAUGGAGGAGACCUCGCUGGACGGCCUCAACAUCUCUCGGCUGAUGCUGGGACACAACGGUUUCCGGUCGCUUCCGCAGGCUGCACUGUCACGCGUCGGCUACGUGGGGUACUUGAACAUGGACGGCACACAGAUCACCACGCUGCGCCCACGGUCGCUCAACCGAGUCCGCGUGGGAAGUAUCAGCCUGUCCAGGUCCAGCACACUAGCGGAGAUCGAUUCACAUGCCCUCACCAGGCUGCCGUUCCUCCGCCAUGUUCGCAUCAGCGAGAACCCUAGCCUCGUCUAUAUCAGCCCAUCUGCCGUUUCCAAGUCUCCCAAUGUCACAUAUGUCGACUACUCUAAGAACAACCUCCUGGCCGUAGAAGAGGAGAUGCGCAACGUGCUGCCGAACCUGACCGAGAUCCACGUGGCGGGCAACAACCUAGUGUGCCACUGCGGCAUGGCUUGGCUGCACACGGUGAGCCCGGAGCCGGUGCUGUGUCGCGAGGAGAACGGCACGGAGCAGGCGAUGCCGGAGGCGGCCGAGGAGUGCCCGCCAGUCAUAAUGCCUACGUUCCCGUCUACAAUACUGAAACAGCUGUCGCACAACCUGACGCUGCGCUGCCGUGCCGUGGCGUCUCCGCCCGCAAAGAUUUCGUGGCGCCUCGGCUCCAAGCUGCCCGUGGGCCGCCCGCUGCUGCGCGUGCGCGAGUGCGUGCGCGGCGGCCGCGCCUGUGUCGACGAGGACUCCACACUCAACAUGCGCUACCUGCACAUUGACGACUCCGGCACCUACUAUUGCAUCGCGGAGAACGCGGCUGGCUCCACACGCCGACCAAUGCACCUCGCCGUCAGUGAUGUCCUGGUACGCCUCUACCCGAUCGCCGUCACCUCCAACUUCGUCACGCUCUCCUGGAACAUGACUGGCGGCGGCACUGGACACUACCUUCUGCGCUACAACAACCAAGUUAUCCGCUUCCAGGUACACACACACAAUUUUUAA
Molecule: messenger RNA, 1620 nt
Organism: Schistocerca piceifrons (Central American locust)
Lineage: Eukaryota; Metazoa; Arthropoda; Insecta; Orthoptera; Acrididae
Product: leucine-rich repeat neuronal protein 1-like
Exons: 3
Coding region: 1-1620 (539 amino acids)
Molecular function (GO): protein binding
Source: RefSeq, a predicted model, not a curated record